UGUACAUGAAUAAAUAUUAACAUAGCAAAUAGAAUGUAUCACGUGGAUGUAUUUUCUAAAUUAAUGGUGAUCUGGAAGCGCAAAUCCUUCCCGAAGAAUCGAGUCUACGAUCACGAUUCCAGGUGAUAACACCAUAUCCAUCGUUUGUAAUUUGUGAUUAGACGAGACAAGAUAUGGAGGAAUGGUUGAGUGCGCUGAGAACUGGAGGUGAAGACAGGGCAAAGGGUGAGCAUGGAGCUGCUGAAUUUCUCGGUGGCAAUCAUCACUGGUAUGCUACAACUCAUGCCAGGCCCACCUACUGCAAUGUUUGUCGAGAUGCACUCUAUGGUGUUACUUCGCAUGGGCUCAGUUGUGAGGUGUGUAAAUAUAAAGUACACAAGAGGUGCAGUCCUAAAGCAAUUAAUAACUGCAAGUGGACUACCCUAGCAUCGAUAGGAAAGGAUAUCAUAGAAGAUCACGAUGGGAAUAUUCAAAUGCCUCACCAGUGGCUGGAAGGAAAUUUACCAGUGUCUUCCAAGUGUCCGGUGUGUGAUAAGACAUGCGGCUCAGUUCUCAGACUGCAAGAUUGGAGGUGUUUAUGGUGCAGAGCAACGGUUCACACAGCGUGCAGACCACUGUUUAGUCCCGAAUGUCCCUUGGGUCCCUCUAAGCUCAGCGUUGUACCUCCAACCGCAUUACACAGUAUAGGUAGUGAUGAGGCUUGGGAAGCGGUUAGACCAGUAGGAUGUAGUCCAUUAUUAGUAUUCGUCAACAGUAAAUCGGGUGACAAUCAAGGAAUGAAAUUUUUAAGAAGAUUCAAGCAAUUAUUGAACCCUGCGCAAGUUUUCGAUCUGAUUAAAGGAGGACCUGGACCAGGGCUAAGACUCUUUCGACAUUUCGACCCGUUCCGGAUUCUGGUCUGCAGUGGAGAUGGGUCUGUUGGUUGGGUCCUUUCGGAGAUCGAUCGGUUAGGAAUGCACAAACAGUGUCAAGUGGGUGUACUUCCGCUGGGUACGGGAAAUGAUCUCGCCAGAGUUCUUGGUUGGGGAGCAUCUUGCGACGAUGACACCCAUCUACCACAGUUAUUAGAAAAGUAUGAAAAAGCAGGCACUAAAAUGUUAGAUCGAUGGAGUAUCAUGACCUUUCAACGAAGUAUUUCCCUUCCGUGUCACAAAAUGUCACCUAAUCAGUCUAAACCAGUAUUGAGCGUCUCAAUAGUUCAUCAGUAUGAGAAUAAUGUCAUAUCACAUUUAACAAAUAUGAUACAGUCUAAUCAGGAUACGAUAAUGAUAUCCAGUGCCAACGUUCUCCGCGAAACUGUGAAAGAUUUUGCUAACAAAUUGCUCGAAGCUAAUCUACAAAUGGGCGAUCAAAUAUUAUGUGAAAAGUGCCGAAUACUUGAGCACGAAAUGGAUCAAUUACUUCAAAUCAUUAAUAAUGAGAAUGUGUCAGCCAACAACGAUGAAGAGCGAGAUGAAAGAAUACUUGCGUCGGAUCCAUAUUCAUCAAUGGGGGAGUUUGAAAAAGGCUCACUUGAGAAACCUGAAAAAGAUAUCACGAAUCUCAAACGUGUAAGAAAGAUUCGUGAUUCUUUCGAGCAAGAUAGAAUAUUGUCAAAAGUGAAUAGCUUGAAACGUGCUAUAAGGCAGCUAGCUGAACACGCUGAAGUAUUCAUUGAUGAACAGAAAAAUGCAUCUGUCAAAGUAUUUAAUAAACAUCCUAAUAUGACCGCAAUUUCCGAGGAUAACAGUCCUGUGAAUAGAAUGGAACAGGAUUACUUGGAUUCCAAAUGCAUACCAAGUGAUAGCAGCAUGUUUCUUAUACCAACACCUAUAUCAUCUGAGAGCAGUGAUGUUUCUCCGUGUGCUAGUCCUAUGCCGAAUUUAGUUUCUCUGAGUCCUAUGCCUGAUUUGCGGAGAGAUUCACAAGUUGAAGAUAUGUUGACGCUUCCAGCACCAGAUGGAUUUGCUGAUAGUCGAAGAAAUAGUUCAAAUGCCACUCAAGGGGUUUUUCAAUUCUCAACACCAGCGGACAUUGCCACGGUUCAACGUGCGAUGGAAGUGGUAGCAGAACAACAGUCCGAACAAUCACAGUUAGAAACUCCAACAGAUAAUCAAAUAACCGUAACAAGUACAACAUUAGAUACUACUUCUAAAUCUGAUGACACUACAAUUCAGGAUGUAGUGAUAUCACCAGAUUCGGACUCCCCUAACUCUACAAACAUGUCGUUGAUCCAUAGGACUGAUCACGCAACAAAAACUGAAAACUCUAAAAGCAGUGGUAGCAAUAGUAUUGCCAGUUCGGACAGUAUUAUCUCUGAUACACUCGAUUCAAAGAGCUUCACCGUCAAACACAGUGAAAGUGAAAUUGGACACAUAGACAGUGAUAUCUUGGAUUCAACGAAGCUCUCAGAAAGUCCUGAUAUAGGACACAUUGAUUCACCGGAACUUUCGGAGCUCCAAAAUUCUGAGAGCAUAAUCGAUGAUCUUAGCUCCUUAGGACAGGAUUUGAUGAGUACAAUGUUGGGUGAAAAGUACGAUUCAGUUCGAGAAUGUAUCGAGACUGUCGCCGAUAAACCAAAGAAAUAUUGCAGUUUGGCACAGUUUGUUGAGGGCAAUGAUAUUGCAAGGAGAUCCUUCAAAAGACCUUGUCGAUAUGUUUCCUCAUUAUUAAAAGACGAUCAAAAAAGUGGUGAACAAUUUUUGGAUGGAAAGGCGGAUUUAUUGAGCCCAGUGUGUUGUUUCAAAGUGACCUCUGACUCGGGACAGGAUGAGAAAUCGCCUCAAAACUUUCCUCCAGCAAUAAGCGUUAUAGUUGAUCCGCCAAGUCCAUCCGUGUCAAUUGGGAGUCACGUUGAAGAUCAUCCUUCCAAAUUGCGAAGACUUAGCAGAUGUAGUAUGGAGCGUUUGAGUGUAGAAUUACCAGAACUUGGUUUCUCCCCACAAGCAACACGUCGAAUAAGCAGUGGAAGUUUAUUAAAAGCUUCUGAGGUUGUUUCAUUGGCAGCUACCGCGGCAAGGUUUGGUGGAUCAAGUAUGAGUCUUCGUCAUGAUCGAACAUCUUCAGUAGAUAAGACUGAAGACACUAAGAAAUUACCAAUAAUAAAUCCCCUCGUGAGACUUCCAAUGUGGCCGAAUGUGAGUGGUGGAGCUGGAUUGAUAAGUCAAGCCCUUUUGGCAAAUGCUGAUGCUCUUUGUGCUGCAGUUUCACCCUUAAUGGAUCCCGAUGAAACCCUGAUGGAAGGCUAUUUUGAGCGGUGCGUUAUGAACAACUAUUUUGGUAUUGGCAUCGAUGCAAAAAUCAGUUUAGAUUUCCAUCAGAAACGAGAAGAGCAUCCUGAAAAGUGCAGAUCUAGAGCUAAGAACUAUAUGUGGUAUGGAGUACUUGGAUCGAAACAAUGGCUUCAAAAGACUUAUAAAAAUCUUGAACAAAGAGUGCAACUUGAGUGUGAUGGCCAACGGAUUCCUUUGCCCUCACUGCAGGGCAUUGUUGUGCUCAAUAUCCCUAGCUUUAUGGGAGGAACCAAUUUUUGGGGUGGUACAAAACAAGGUGAUUUGUUUUUAGCACCCUCAUUUGAUGAUAGAAUUCUGGAAGUUGUUGCUGUUUUCGGAUCCGUUCAAAUGGCUGCCUCUAGGCUCAUUAAUUUACAACAUCACCGGAUCGCACAAUGCCAGACGGUACAAAUUAAUAUUCUGGGGGAUGAGGGUGUUCCAAUUCAAGUUGAUGGAGAGGCAUGGAUUCAACCACCUGGCAUCAUCAGAAUUAUUCAUAAGAAUCGUAUGCAGAUGUUAUAUAGGAAUCGUGCACUUGAGACGUCCUUGAAAACGUGGGAGGAAAAACAGAGGAAUAUUACUUCUACAACAGUAUCACAAUCAACGUCAACUCUAAGCAACCCAUCCAGGUCUCGCUCCAAUUCACGUCGACUAACAAUAGAUAGUAAACCGAUACAAUUAUAUGAAGAGGAAUUCAAUAUUUUACUCGGAUUCAUUGAGGUUGUCACAACGUUGGUAAAAUGGGUGAAAUUGUUGAUCAUUUCUCAUCCGAGUCUGGAGCCUGAUCUUUAUCAAAUUGCUGACAGAACUGCUAAUAGUUUAGAGAAAGUCCAUCCUGAUGGAAAAAUUCUUGAGGGGCCAAGUUUGAGACCAGUCGUCACCGAAGUGGUAUCCAAUGCACGACAGUUAUAUGAAGAAUCUUGUGAGCUACUGCGAGAUAAAGCCCAUAAGCUUAGGUUGCGGGAGGAUUUGGAAAACAAGUUGUCACAAGCAUUAGCAAUGAUGGAACAUGAAUUACGGAAGUGCAUAUUCGAUGAGGCUGGCACGGGGAUGGUGUAUCUUCAAAAUAUUCCAUCAGACGAUCAGGGUGAUAGAAAGAAUCGUCAUCGAGGUUUGUUUUGGUUGAAGUUCCGCCGUUCGGGUGGCAAUAGCGGGAAUCAUCCAGCACGGGAUCAAGUGACAACAUGGAGUGUGCAGGAUGUAUGUAUUUGGCUGGAGAAUCUUCAACUUGGCGAGUAUACUGAACAAUUCAUAUCCCAUGACAUACGUGGAAGGGAACUACUAUCUCUUGCCCGGAGAGACCUGAAGGAACUCGGAAUAAUUAAAAUUGGUCACGUGAAACGUAUACUUCAAGCUAUCAACGACCUUAAUAACUAAACUUAGCACUUUUUCACUUAUGCUCCCUUCAAUGUUUUAAUUAAUAUUCGAAUUACGAAUUCGAACAAAACGCAAGAUCAAGGCUGUGUUUGAACUUUCAAAGAUGAAAAAUAAUGGAAUUUAAAGUUUUCCAAUAUUUUUCAUAACCACAAUUACAAACUCGGAGGAGGUUUUGUCUCCGACGAGAACCAGAAACAGUAUUAGACACUUUUGUCAACAAGUAUGAACUUUUGAUUGGUAGUCAUAUUUAAAAACGGCCUUGAGUGAGAUAGUUAUACAUCCCUUUACUGUUUGAUGUAUUUCAUUUUUAUUUAACCUUCUAAUACCGAUAAGCCACGAAAUACUACGUAACGCCAAAAGAGUUAUGCCUUAUUAGUGUUAGAGGGUUAAUGAUCCCAUGUGGAUGGGGAGAACAAUUAUUCCUUGUUCAAUUGCUAUCCUCUCCAAUAUCUUCUAUUAUGAUACUGUGAAAUUCUUUUGCACUUCAAAAUUAUAGUAUUUGAAUAAGUAUUUCAAAAAACACUCUCUAAUUAGUAGCAGUCUUUCGGAGACUUUUUCAUCUCUCUUUUGACAAUUCGCAAUCUACUAUUUUUUAUUGACUCCCUAUCCUAUAAAAUUACUUCAAUUAUUCACAUGUACGAAAAAGUGAUAUUUGAUAAUUUAUGUUGUGUGUAAAAUACUACUAUAGGUUCUACAAGAUGUUUACUUUCAUUUCUUGAUAAAUAUACAACGUGAAGAAAAAAAAGUAAACAUGUUGCAGAGCAGUUGUUAUAGACUUUAGUCUUUUUUUACGAAUCUCUAGUCGGGUAAUUCUCUGUACAAAUACCCUAAGACCUGGAAACUCGUCCUAUUCUUUGGUGGACACGGAAACUUUUAUGAAAAUAUCCUAUCAAUUUUGAAAGUCGAUGGGCAUUUACCAAAUUCGUUUUCCACCCGUAAUUCUGAAAAAUUGUAAAUGCGAUAUAGAAUGUUAUUCGGUGAUGUAGAAAUUCAGGUGAAACACACAUAUGAUUCCGGUGCAGUUUCGACAUUUUACAAUUAAGCAAUUACACGUCAAAUCCGAACUAAAAAAAAUUUCAUGUUUCCGAUUAUCUUCACGAUUUUUUUUUCGGAGAAGAAGUACAUGAGAGCAAGCUCUCAUGAAAUUUUUCGAGCGAUUUGAUUUUUUUUCAGCGAGUUAUGAUUUUUAAAAAAAUUUCGCUUUUUCCACUUGAAUUUUGAUUGUUUCAGAAAAACGUAAAAUUAUUAAAUUUAAUCAUUAAGGAUCGAAUUUCCAUUUUCACCCAUUUGCAGGUAAUUAUUAACAAAGCUGCAAAAUGAGCGCAAUUGAACUCAAUUUAUUCCGUUUUUCGAGCCUUUAUUGCGAAAACAAUUUUUUUUAUCUGCAAUUACUCGAAAACUUUUUUUUUUUAUUCGAAAUUUUAGGGGUAACUUGGUGACAUAAUUUUCCAAAUUUUCCAAAAAUAAUCACUUCGUCGAUUCACGAAGUUCAACCUUUGCCAGGAACGCGUAGCUAUCACUUUUUCGAACCAAACUCAAUGAUGAAAAAAUGAAUGAAACAGCCAAACUAACAGAAGAUGUAUUAUCAUUGGAAUCGAUCAAAUCAAGAAGUCAUUAUUGCAUGGGAAGAGAAGCGUGGGGGGGGGGGAUGAUCGUCGGUAGACUGGAAUUCCAAUUCAUUCAAGGCUACUUUGAUGUUGCCAUGUGGGCCUGCGUCUUCAUAUGAAUUCCCUGUUGCGGAAAAAAUUGUCUGCACAAGUUAUUUCAACAUUUUAUGGGAGGAGACACCGUUGAAAAAGUCAAAAAAGAAAACACUUUCAUAAUUCCAAAACGAUUAGAAAAUACAAUCCGUCGAAAAUUCAUUGAUUAUCAAAUAAGUCAGGAUUCUUAAGCGGUCCCUUCACUAUAAUUUUGGCCAUCAAACGACAAUAUUCUAGCGAACGAAAUAUGCGUCACGUGAUAAUCAGUAAAAGUAAAAGAAACAUAGUAAAAAAAAAUUGAGUAGUUUUAUCAUUUUGUUCGAUUUUAAUUAAUCAUUCAAAUUUCUGCUAAUACAUGGGCUUUAUGACCGCUAUUUUGUCCUUUACCCCGCACUCUGUUGACAAUGUGCUAGUCAACAAAGGAAGCUAUAUUUACCUAUAUUAAACUCUCGAAAAUAUGGACAUGAAGUCUCACUGAGUUUUCAGGUGGAUGGUUAUGUCCCCAAGUUACCCCUAAAAUUUCGGAUAAAAAAAUAAAAUUUUCAACUAAUUGCAGAUUGAAAAAAAAAUUAAUGUUUCCAUAACGGCUAUAAAAAUUGAAUCAAUGGAAUUUAAUUGCGCUCCUUUUGAAGCUUAAUUACCUUCAAAUGUGUGAAAAUGAAAAUUCGAUUCCUAAUGAUUUAAUU
This is a messenger RNA of Diachasma alloeum, 7014 nucleotides long. RefSeq names its product diacylglycerol kinase eta. The transcript has 15 exons. Bases 174 to 4628 code for a protein of 1484 amino acids. Lineage: Eukaryota; Metazoa; Arthropoda; Insecta; Hymenoptera; Braconidae. The record is from RefSeq and is a predicted model, not a curated record. Gene Ontology annotation, biological process: diacylglycerol metabolic process; intracellular signal transduction; lipid phosphorylation. Gene Ontology annotation, molecular function: ATP-dependent diacylglycerol kinase activity; protein binding.